AUGGGAGAGAAGGACCAUAGUGGAAAUUCUCAGGUCUUCAAGAUCUCUUACAGAGCAGCCACUUUAUCUGCGUGUUCACAAUGUUUCAGUGUCUUUAAUCCAUACUUUUAUAUUUAUCUCUUUAAGAUCCGUACAGGUUUACAGCACGAAAUAAUCUGGCCCUGUCAGCCCAGCUGUGUUCCUCUGGAUGAAAAACUCCUUCCUCAGUUACUAAAAGAAGCAGGCUAUACUACCCAUAUGGUCGGAAAAUGGCACCUGGGAAUGUACCGGAAAGAAUGCCUUCCAACCCGCCGAGGAUUUGAUACCUACUUUGGAUAUCUCCUUGGUAGUGAGGAUUACUAUUCCCAUGAGCGCUGCACAUUAAUCAAUGCUCUGAACGUCACACGAUGUGCUCUUGAUUUUCGAGAUGGUGAAGAAGUUGCAACAGGAUAUAAGAAUAUGUAUUCUACAAACAUAUUUACUGAAAGGGCUACAGCUCUCAUAACUAACCAUCCACCAGAGAAGCCUCUGUUUCUCUACCUCGCGCUCCAGUCUGUCCACGAGCCCCUUCAGGUGCCUGAGGAAUACCUGAAGCCAUACGACUUUAUCCAAAACAAGAACAGGCACCACUAUGCAGGAAUGGUGUCCCUUAUGGAUGAAGCAGUGGGGAAUGUCACUGCAGCCUUAAAAAGCCAUGGGCUCUGGAACAACACGGUGUUCAUCUUCUCCACAGAUAACGGAGGGCAGACUUUGGCGGGGGGCAACAACUGGCCCCUCCGAGGAAGAAAGUGGAGCCUGUGGGAAGGCGGCGUCCGCGGGGUGGGCUUCGUGGCGAGCCCCCUGCUGAGACGGAAGGGCGUGAAGAACCGGGAGCUCAUCCACAUCUCCGACUGGCUGCCCACGCUCGUGAAGCUGGCCGGGGGGCACACCAACGGCACCAAACCCCUAGAUGGCUUCGACGUGUGGGAAACCAUCAGUGAAGGAAGCCCGUCCCCCAGAGUGGAGUUGCUGCAUAACAUUGACCCGGACUUCGUAGACUUUUCCCCAUGUCCUGGGAACGGCAUGGCCCCAGCAAAGGAUGCUUCUUCUCUUCCAGAAUAUUCAGCUUUUAACACAUCUAUCCAUGCUGCAAUUAGACAUGGAAAUUGGAAACUCCUCACAGGCUACCCAGGCUGUAGUUACUGGUUCCCUCCACCGACUCAAUCCAAUGUUUCUGAGAUACCGUCAUCAGACCCACCCACCAAGACCCUCUGGCUGUUUGACAUUGAGCGGGACCCAGAAGAAAGGCAUGACCUGUCCAGAGAAUAUCCCCACGUCGUCUCGAAGCUCCUUUCCCGCCUACAGUUCUACCAUAAGCACUCCGUGCCCGUGUACUUCCCCACGCAGGACCCCCGCUGUGACCCCAAGAGCACUGGGGCGUGGGGGCCUUGGAUGUAGGAUUUUGGGGAGGCCAGAAAACCUUCCUGCUGCAAAGUUGGACUCCAGGCCUUUACUCUCGUGACUCUCGUUUCAUUUGUUAUCCCAACCUGGGUUCACUUGGCACUUGUCUGGCUCCUAAAACCACGCUGAGGGAUCUAAUUUCAACCCCUAGUGCAUUUACGAAGCUGAUAAAAUCUAGAACACUCCUGUUAUUGGCCAGGGCCUGCGUCUAGCGGCAGGGGUGGCUAGCUUCAUCCCCUUUUCCUAAGCCGUGGGACAGCUGGGAACUUGAAAUAGGAAGUUCUCAGAGCGUCCUGGAGGCUAGAGCAGCUGGCUCUCUUUGCCUCACAAGUCAGACGUUAGAUUUCCCCGUGCCAAUAGCCGGUUUUAUUGGAAUGACUCAAAUUUCUUGUAACAAAUGAAGGGAGCAGACAAUUGUUAAUGGUUCUGCUGGCCGGGGGUUCUCCUGUCUGAGAGAUCGUGUUCAAGCAUUCCAUGUGAAUGACCUUCCUUGGUUCACCCCCCACUCACUCAUCUCAUCACUGGGCAUGGGGCCCAUUCCAUUGUGAUGGUCAACAUGGCUAUUUGCCUGCACCUUAGUUUUUGGUUUUUACAAUAAAGAAAUGUGUAUUUAUCCUAGAUUUUCAUUCCCCAGCCAUGGCUCACUCUGUCUAGACUUCCUGCCACCCCCAGCUCCCCAGUGGCUCUUUUCCUGCCUUUCUUUUGGCCCCCAGUGUCCUGCCUGGGGAGGCCUCUGUGCCUCUCCAGCCUGAGCACCCCUGAGUUUUGGAACUCUGCCAAGCCCUGCUCCCUCUCGCCCCUGUGCUGAAGCUGCAGCCCCACUCCCCACCCCGCCCGGGCAGGUGGUGGAGUCGCCCUGUGAGUAUGCUGUUCAGUGAGGAUUUUCCUAUGUUGCACGGAGGUUAUCAUCGUGAUGGGGGCUUUAUCUCAUACUAUAUUAAGAACUGCACUGCUGUUUCCUAGCAGUGAGAUAAAAACCUCAGGACAGGAUAAUUUUGUCCUGAGGUGAUGGAGGUGGGCAGUUUGAGAACGGAAAUGGCCAGCAUCUGGGGUACUGGGCAUUGGUAAAGCAAAGAGGGCACACCCACGUUCCUCUUAUUCCCUGCUUCACUGCCUGCAUUGAGGUCCCAGAGUCAGGGUAAGGAUGUACAGUCUGACCUGCAGCCUUUCUUAGUCCCACUAACAUCCUGCUAACAGGAAUCAGUCCAGAUUGGCUCCAGGGAGUGUCAUACUCAGAGACAUAUGUGCAAAAGCAAUACUCCUUUCUUCAUCAGCUCCACUGUCUUUUUCACUGCUUAUCCCCAAUGUAUAGAACAGUGCCUGCUACCUAGAAGGUACUCAAUUUAGUUUUUAAAUAAAUGGAAAAAUGAGUAAAUGAGAAAGUGUCGCGUGAAAGAUGCUAGCCUGUUGAGCCCAAUACAGGGGUGAUAUAAAUGUCUUCCAACUGUUGUUAUUCUGUUCUUAAGCUGCCUCUGCUGACAUAGUAGCAUAAUCUGCAUAUCUAGGUAGCCACAGGACACUCUAUAGCGAGGUUGUAAUGCCCUGGGGUGGGGGGGAGAAGGAACUGUGCCUACCAAAGUUACUCUCUUGCCAACAAUCUUCAUUUUUAUUCUUCAUGGGAUACCAGAAACUAAAACUAUGGAAUAAUACAAUAUAGGCCCUUGCAUAGUCAUCCUUCAGUUCAGUAGCAAUAUUUUCUGGUCACUACUAACCUGUAUUGUAUUAAAGAGUAUUGGGAAGAAAUGGUGCUAGAACUAAUGAUAUCUAUUCCCAACCUUUGCCCAACUCCUGGGUUGGCAGAUAGCUGGCCAAAAUGCCAUCACCUCUCACCCUGAGGCCUGUGGCAGAUGAAUAGUAUGAACUGAGCCCUGAUGUUCCUUCUGCACUUUUCUAGUCCCAGGGCUGUGGGCAGCUGUCACUGUUAUAAGAUUGGAGGCCCUCACUACAUGACACCUAUUUGCUCUCCCUAUUAUAAUCCCAAUAGCUUCCCCAAUUCCAGUUCCUUGAUUACUAUGCACAAUAGGGAUGUUCUGCAUUCAGUGCAUUUAAAGAGUUUUAAAGGCUAAUUUUUUCGGAAAACUAAUAUUUGAGAUUUUGUUUUAUCCAUGAUGGAAGGUACCUCAUUAGAUUUUCUUAUUCUGUACAAGAAUGUGAAAAGAUUUGUUUGUUGUCCUUAGUGAUAUUAAUGUUCUUUCUUCCUAAAUGUGUUUACCUUUAAAGAAGGCUUUAUUUCAUUUUGAACUAAUUUUUCUUUGUUACUACAUGAUUGUUCCAAGUUUGAAGGACAAAAUAAAAUUAAUAUUUUAAAAUGUGUGAACCAUGGGUAUGGAGCUUCCAUACUAGAUAGUGGUGAUGGCUGUACAAUGUCACAAAUGCACUUAAUGCCACUGAAUUGUAUACUUAACAUGAUUAAA
Messenger RNA from Microcebus murinus (gray mouse lemur), 3833 nucleotides. NCBI's taxonomy places the organism in Eukaryota, Metazoa, Chordata, Mammalia, Primates, Cheirogaleidae. The record is from RefSeq and is a predicted model, not a curated record.